GAGUGUGACGCUUCAGAUCCUGCCAGCUCAGUGAGCGGAAAGAAACAAAGAUGGCGGACUGGGGCCGAGGUUCCAAUACAGGAGCAGUGGAUGAGAUGAUGGACGCCGAGAAUAAACGACUUGCGGAAAAUCUCACCAGCAAAGUGACGCGGCUGAAGUCACUCGCUAUGGACAUUGACCGAGAAGCAGAUGACCAUAACCAAUAUCUGGAUGGAAUGGACUCUGACUUUAUGAGUGUGACUGGCCUUCUGAGCGGGAGCGUGAAACGAUUCACAGGAAUGGCUCGUUCUGGACGGGAUAAUCGCAAGCUCUUGUGCUACGUGUCAGCCGGUCUUGUCGGACUCUUCGUUGUUCUAUAUUAUCUUGUGUCACGGGCCAGCACGUGAUGGACAUUAACCUAAAGACAUUGAUUAUGUACAGACACCCAGUGACCCAUAGGCGGGGAGGGGCCUUUGGCUUGAUUUAAAGCUGCAGAGGAUCUUGGCACUUUACACAAUUUUCUUCAGCAGCAGCUUGGACUGAUGAAUUAUCCGAGAGAUUUUUAUUUUUUUUAAUUAAAUGAGCAAACUCCUGGCAGAUUGGUAGGAAGCACAGUUGUAGAGUGUAUAUAUAUCUGGCAAUUUCUAUUUAAAUAAAAUUUUAAAAUAUUCAUAA
Bufo gargarizans (Asiatic toad) is the source of this 654-nucleotide messenger RNA. It is a transcript of the gene BET1L, whose product is annotated as Bet1 golgi vesicular membrane trafficking protein like. The transcript is spliced from 4 exons. Bases 51 to 386 code for a protein of 111 amino acids. Gene Ontology annotation, cellular component: SNARE complex; Golgi trans cisterna. The record is from RefSeq and is a predicted model, not a curated record. Gene Ontology annotation, biological process: regulation of retrograde vesicle-mediated transport, Golgi to ER; retrograde transport, endosome to Golgi. Gene Ontology annotation, molecular function: SNAP receptor activity. NCBI's taxonomy places the organism in Eukaryota, Metazoa, Chordata, Amphibia, Anura, Bufonidae.